UCUAGUAAACUUUUAUACAAACAACCACGAAUGUUGACCCAACCGAAUCAAUUUCAUUAAAUCAGACGGAAAUCAGACACCAAACUGGCCAAAACUAUCUCAAAUUUAUUGCGCCAAGUUAAUUCAGUCCCAAAAUUGUUUUGUUUAAUUCUUUUGUGACUUUCGUUUUUGUGAACCUUCGGUCACAAGUUGACUGUCAAGUUUGGUGGUCGAUAAACUAAGAAUCGAGUAUUUUGUUGAAAAUUCGCCUUUAAGUAUGAGUUUCCAGUUUAACAGUCAAGGGAAUGGGACUGGGGGCCAGUCCGGGUUUGCCCCCUCCGACCCGAGCGACUUCGCCCUGUUCCCGGCCGGUUUGAACGACUCCCCCUUGGAGUUCAACAUGAGCAAAAGCAAGACACCUUCGCGGCCCGUUGACGACAAAGACGACUCAAGUUUGAGCCCCCCUUCGGACAAAAGGGGCCGUCGUAGAGACAGAGACCGGCGAGACACCGACAAGUCUCGCGACGACUCCGAUUCGAACAUGUCCAACUCGCAGGACGUGAUUCCAAACAUGUGGGGCGGCAUGAUGGGAAUGGGGUACCCCAUGGUGGGCAUGAACAUGAUAAUGGACCCGAGCAUGAUAUCGAUGAACAACUACGGCAUGAUGCCCCCAAUGAUGGCCCCCGACCCCAAUAUGAUGACCCCCGCCGACGCCAACAUGCUCAUAAAUCCGGUCAAGGAAAUCAUACAUUGCAAAUCCUGUACGUUAUUUCCCCCGAAUCCAAAUGCACCGCCGCCUACAACACGGGAACGGCCGCCGGGCUGUCGGACGGUUUUCGUCGGGGGUUUACCCGAAAAUAUGACCGAGGAGAUUAUAACCGAAGUGUUUGAACGUUGCGGCGAAAUUACGACUUUGAGACUGAGCAAAAAAAAUUUCUGUCAUAUUCGAUUUGUCUAUGAGGCGUCGGUUGACGCCGCCAUUUUUCUCUCAGGUUACCGAAUUCGCAUUGGUUCGAAUAGUGAUACGCCAAAUACUGGCAGGUUGCAUGUGGAUUAUGCCCAGGCACGCGACGAUCAGUAUGAGUGGGAGUGCCGACAGAGACAGUUGCAACGAGAACAAAGACACAGAGAGAGGAUGGAGGAGGAGAGAUUGAGACCGCCAUCACCGCCCCCUGUUGUCCAUUAUACAGACCAUGAGGCCAUAGCAAUAGCUGAAAAAAUCAAACAGGAUGAUACUUUUACCAAAGCAGUUUUGGUCGUAAUCACGUGGUUGGAACGUGGCGAUUGUAAUAAAAGAAAUGCGAAUAAUUUUUAUUCAAUGAUACAAUCGACGAAUUCACAUGUACGAAGAUUACUUAAUGAAAAAUCACAGUAUGAAGAAGAAUUGAAGAAAGCGAAAGAGAUAAUGAAGGGACGAAUGCAAGGCAUUUUGUUACAAUUCAGUCAAAUUGAGCGAUUGUUCGUGGCGGCCUGUCACAAGAAGGUUUGGGACCAUUUCACCAAAGCUCAAAGAAAGAAUAUUGAAACGUGGAAAAAGCUGUCUAUGGAAAUCAAAAAUGUGCAAUUGGAUGAGCCAACUACCGAUAAAGCCGACGAUGAAAUGGACGUUUCUGAUGAAGAUGAGCCAUUGAAGAAGAAACAUCGUGAUGGUGCAAAUGAAGAACGGAAUAAUUUGAAAGAAGAAAAUGAAAGUCUUCGGUGUCAAAUGGAGGCGUACAAGAAUGAAGUCGAAGUACUUAAAAUGGACUACAAGAAAGAAUUGGACGACAAAGACAAACAAUUCAAAUUAUUGCAACAAACACUUCAAGGGAUGCAACAGCAACUAAUUGAAGCUAAAAGACGCCAGACUGAAGAAGAGACCAAAGUUAAAGAUCUCCAAUCGAAACUAAAACAAUUGGAGACAAAACAAAGUGAUAAAGAUGUUAUCACUCUUGAUGAUAGUGAGAGUAAUCAAGCCGAGAGUACAACAACAUCGGAAUCGACGACUUGUGAUGUUCAGAAAUUGAACGAAUGUGAUGCAAAAUUGGUGGGAAUUAUUUCGGCGUUUCUCAAUGUGCACCCAUUUGGGGCCGGAUUAGAUUACAUUUGGUCGUAUGUGAGCAAAUUAGAGGCUAAUUUAAGGCCCUCAGACAUCGAAUUGGUGAUGAAUCGAUUCCCGAAUGUGUUUAAACAAGAAUUGGUGGGGAUUGGGGCCAAUAUCGAGCGGCGGUGGAUCUUCAACGCGUUUAACACAACGGCCAAGAAUUGAAACUGUAGUCAUUUUAUUUAUUUAUAGUUGAAUAAAGGUUAGAAAGGAAUAAAAAAAAAAUUUUGAGCACCCUGUUUGC
Molecule: messenger RNA, 2306 nt
Organism: Tribolium madens (black flour beetle)
Lineage: Eukaryota; Metazoa; Arthropoda; Insecta; Coleoptera; Tenebrionidae
Product: ecto-NOX disulfide-thiol exchanger 2
Exons: 7
Coding region: 257-2227 (656 amino acids)
Biological process (GO): ultradian rhythm
Cellular component (GO): external side of plasma membrane; plasma membrane
Molecular function (GO): protein-disulfide reductase activity; RNA binding
Source: RefSeq, a predicted model, not a curated record